Messenger RNA from Zootoca vivipara (common lizard), 4439 nucleotides. RefSeq names its product symplekin scaffold protein (gene SYMPK). Lineage: Eukaryota; Metazoa; Chordata; Lepidosauria; Squamata; Lacertidae. Gene Ontology annotation, cellular component: mRNA cleavage and polyadenylation specificity factor complex. The record is from RefSeq and is a predicted model, not a curated record.
AGCCCUUUUGAAGGAAGGAGACUACGCUACCCAAGAGGCUUUGCUCCAAGCGCAAGUGCACUAGUUAAUAAUUAAAUAUAUAUUUAUCUCUCUCUCGAGAAAUUUGGUUACGCGAACAUGGAGGCUUUGAAGAGGGCCGGCUAAAAAAGAAAAGAAAAAGAAAGUCGCCUGGUUCCCUUCGCUCGGUGCGGCUCUGUCGGUCUUCUUUCGGAUCCUUUGAUUCAAGGUCUUUGGGGGUGUGCUGAGAUUGUUUGCUACCCCUCACCCUGACUGGCUGGAUUUUCCCCACUGAACAGCGUGGGCAGCCAUGGCUGGCAUAAGCAACAUGGGCGACUCUGGCCUGUCCCGCAUGAGCAUCGCCUCCCAGUUCUUUGCCGGGGAGGAGACGUCUGGCAUAGACACCAUGACUACCUCGGAGAGGGUGGUGGAUUUGCUAAAUCAAGCUGCCUUAAUCAGCAAUGAUUCCAAAAUCACAAUCCUCAAACAGGUCCAGGAAUUGAUUAUAAACAAAGAUCCCACACUUUUGGAUAAUUUCCUGGAUGAGAUCAUUGCUUUCCAGGCAGACAAAUCUGUUGAGGUUCGGAAGUUUGUCAUUGGGUUCAUAGAGGAAGCCUGCAAACGGGACACCGAGCUGCUUCUCAAGCUUAUUGCUAACCUCAACAUGCUGUUGAGGGAUGAAAAUGUCAAUGUGGUGAAGAAGGCCAUCCUCGCCAUGACUCAGUUGUAUAAGGUGGCGCUGCAGUGGAUGGUGAAAUCCAGAGUGAUCAACGACAUGCAGGAGGCCUGCUGGGAGAUGGUGUCCGCCAUGACCAGUGAAAUCAUCCAGCUGCUGGACUCGGACAAUGACGGCAUACGCACCCAUGCCAUCAAGUUCGUGGAGGCGCUGAUCAUCACCCUCUCUCCCCGGAUGCCGGACUCGGAGGUGCCCAGGCGCCAUGAGAACGACAUCAGCCUCAACCGUGUCCCCGAGGACCACCCCUACAUCAAAUACAACGUUCUGUGGGAAGAAGGGAAGACAGCGCUGGAUCAGCUGUUGAAGUUCAUGGUCCACCCAGCUAUCUCCAGCAUCAACCUGACCGCCGCACUGGGCUCCUUGGCCUCCAUCGCCCGCCAGCGGCCCAUGUUCAUGUCGGAGGUGAUCCAGGCCUAUGAGACACUGCACGCCAACCUCCCCCCGACGCUGGCCAAGUCCCAGGUGAGCAGCGUGCGGAAGAACCUCAAGCUGCACCUGUUGAGCGUCCUCAAGCACCCAGCGUCCGUGGAGUUCCAGGCCCAGAUCACCACCCUGCUGAUGGACCUGGGCACACAGCAGGCCGAGAUCACCCGCAACAUGCCUAACCUGAAGGAGCUCCGCAAACGCCCACGGGAUGAGAGUGACCCUGCCAUGAAGAAGAUGAAGCUGGAGCCAACUCUUGGGGAGGAUGAUGAGGAUAAAGACCUGGAGCAGGUGGCAGCCCCAGCUCCCAAGCCCUCCAUCCAAGUCAGCACACAGUCGGACACGGACAUCACCGCUGAGUUUCUACAGCCCCUUCUGACUCCAGAUAAUGUGGCCAACCUGGUGCUCAUCAGCAUGGUAUACCUGCCUGAAAACAUGCCUGCUUCCUUCCAAGCUACCUAUACCCCAGUGGAAUCUGCUGGCACUGAGGUCCAGAUCAAGCACCUUGCCCGCCUCAUGGCCACCCAGAUGACGGCAGCUGGGCUAGGGCCAGGUGUGGAGCAAACCAAGCAGGUCAAGGAGUCGCUGAAAGAAGAGAAAAUGCUCAAACCGGAAAGCGUGCUGAUCAAGCGGCGCUUCUCUGCUCUCAGUACAGGCCAGGCCAUUUCUGUGUUAGGAGCCCAACAAGGCUCUGCCCCCCCCACUGAGCCUGGGGUGCCGCAGCCCAAGCGGCGCCCAGAACCAAUCAUCCCUGCCACUCAGCCCAGGUUGGCCGGUGCCAGCGGCCGCAAAAAGAUUUUCCGCCUGAGCGACGUGAUCAAGCCUCUCACGGAUGUGCAGAUGGACAAGCUGAAGGUGGCGGCCGUGAAGCGGAUCCUGCGCUCCGAGAAGGCCGUGGCCUGCAGUGGGGCUGCCCAUGCCCGGGUGAAGAUCCUCUCUUCUCUGGUGACCCAGUUUGAGGUCCCUCUCAAGAGCGAAGUCCUGACCUUCAUCCUGGAUGACAUCCGCAACCGCUUGGACCUCGCCUUUGCCUGGUUGUACCAGGAGUACAAUGCUUACCUGAGCCAAUACCCCGCUGGCUCGCUCGACAACUACGAUGAGUGUCUCAUCGGCCUGCUCUCCGGUCUGCAGGAGAAGCCGGACCAAAAAGAUGGGAUCUUUACCAAGAUGGUACUUGAGGCCCCACUGAUCACCGAGAGUGCCCUGGAAGUGAUUCGGAAGUAUUGUGAAGAUGAGAGCCGGACGUACCUGGGCAUGUCGACACUUCGGGACCUGAUCUUCAAGCGCCCGUCGAGGCAGUUCCAGUAUCUGCAUGUUCUCUUGGAUCUCAGCUCCCACGAGAAGGACAAGGUUCGCCAGCAAGCGCUCCUAUUCAUCAAGCGGAUGUACGAGAAGGACCAGCUGCGGGAAUAUGUGGAGAAGUUUGCACUUAAUUAUUUGCAGCUCCUGGUCCACCCCAACCCUCCCUCUGUUCUCUUUGGCGCAGACAAAGAUACAGAGGUGGCUGCUCCCUGGACAGAAGAGACCAUCAAGCAAUGCCUCUAUCUCUACUUGGCCCUCCUUCCCCAGAACCACAAACUGAUCCAUGAACUGGCAUCUGUAUACACGGAGGCCAUUGCUGACAUCAAGCGCACUGUCCUCAGGGUUAUUGAGCAGCCUAUCCGUGGGAUGGGGAUGAAUUCCCGAGAGCUGCUCAGGCUGGUUAAAAACUGCCCCAAAGGUGCAGAGACCCUGGUGACCCGCUGUCUGCACAGCCUAACGGACAAAGUUCCCCCAUCUCCAGAGCUUGUGACGCGAGUUCGAGAUCUGUACAACAAGAGGCUCCCAGACGUCCGGUUCCUUAUCCCUGUCCUCAAUGGUUUGGAGAAGAAAGAGGUGAUCCAGGCCCUGCCGAAGCUCAUUAAGCUGAAUCCCAUUGUUGUGAAGGAGGUUUUCAACCGCCUCUUGGGAACACAACACGGUGAAGGCAACUCUGCAGUUUCUCCUCUGAAUCCUGGAGAGUUGUUGAUUGCCCUCCACAACAUCGACUCCACCAAGUGUGACAUGAAGUCCAUCAUCAAAGCCACCAACAUGUGCUUUGCUGAGCGCAACGUGUACACGUCUGAGGUGCUGGCCGUGGUGAUGCAGCAGCUCAUGGAGCAAAACCCGCUACCCAUGCUCCUUAUGCGGACCGUGAUCCAGUCACUGACGAUGUACCCACGCCUGGGCGGCUUCGUCAUGAACAUCCUCUCCCGACUCAUCUUGAAGCAGGUGUGGAAGUACCCCAAGGUCUGGGAGGGUUUCAUCAAGUGCUGCCAGCGGACCAAGCCCCAGUCCUUCCAAGUCAUCCUCCAGUUACCUCCCCAGCAGCUCUCUGCCGUCUUCGAGAAGUGCCCAGAGCUGCGGGAGCCUCUGCUGGCCCAUGUCCGCUCCUUCACUCCGCAUCAGCAAGCUCACGUUCCCAAUUCCACCAUGGCCAUCCUAGAAGCCAGCAACAAGCAAGACAUUGAAGGGAAGGAGUUGCAGCCUCUGGAGGAGGCGAGGGGCUCAGCCCCGCCCAGGACCAAGGAGCUGAGAAGAGAGAGAGAGGAAGAAAUGGAGCCUCAGCUCCUCCUGCCUCGCGUGUCCCAGGAUAUGAUUGCCCUGCGCUUGGCGCAGGAGAAGGCCCUCAAGCGUCAGCUGGAGGAGGAGCAGAAACUGAAGCAGCAGCAGCAGCCUCCCCGCCCAGCAGCCCCCAAGACCCCACUCCCUUCCGAGGAAUCUGUGGACUUGCAGGAGGAGGUGCCUGAAGUGGAGACUCCCACCAUCUUCAUCAGCAUGCAGGAGGAAGACGAGAGCUUUGGAGGAGACAGCUCCCAGCUGGAUUCCAGCUUAGAGGGCCCCUGGCCACCCAAGGAGCUGCAGAGCAAGGAAAGAGCAGCCAGAAGCAGAAGCAGCAGUAGCAGCAGCAGCAGCAGUAGCAGCAGCAGCAGUAGCAGCAGCAGCAGCAGCAGCAGCAGCUCAGAUGAGGGAUCCUCAAGCAAGCCACCCACAGCCAAGCAAGCCACCCUCUCCCUCGAGGAGGAGGAGCCGGCUGCAGACGGUGGGGCACCACCUCCUGCCCCUUCCUCUGCUCUGGCUGCAAACUCUCCCAGCCCAGCAGAGGAACUGCCGGACCCCAUUGUGGAGCAAGAGCAGAAAGCAGACAGCUGAUGAUUCAGGAAAAGAAGAUUGGGGGGAAAGGGGUUAACUGGGAAAGGAAACCAGGAAAAUAAGAAUAAAGUGGAUUAGAUUUCUAAAUAAAGAAUCUCGGGUCUCAACUGCU